CCCGCCUUCCCCCGCCUGGGCCUGGCUCCUCCCCGUCACGACGACGACGAAGAAUCCGCCGGUGGGAGCGAGGGGACUCCCUUGCUUCCCUCCUUCCUCCUCGGGGCCCACCUGUGGCGGGAAGGUUGAGUCUCCAAUCUUCGAAAUGCUUGGGACCAGAAUUGUUUUGGAUGUAUUCUCCCUGGAUUUUGGAACACCUGUGUUUGGAUCUGUGCUCUUAAUGAGGUCUCUUCGAGACGGGACCCAAAUCUAAAUAUGGAAUUUGUUGAUACGCCAUAAGCAUCUUGUACCCAUAGCCUGAAGAGUGACUGGUUGGCUUUUGAUCAAUCGACAGCCUUCAUCCAUGGGAGUGGGAGACUACUUUUCAACAGGGUGAUUCUAUUUUGAAAAACUAGAACCUCUCUGUGAUGGAAAAUGGAAGACAGAGGAACUCGGGUUGCUGACUACUUCGUUGUGGCCGGAUUGACGGAUAUUUCAAAACCACUCGAAGAGGAAAUCCACUUCAAUGAUGCCUGUCACAAACUCGCCAAGCCAAAGGAGCCAAUCACCGAUGUGUCUGUCAUAAUUAAAUCUCUGGGGGAAGAGAUCCCUCAUGGUUACAGAUGCAUAGAUGUGACUCCCUCAGGAUUGUCGGCGGAUCUCAACAAUGGCAGCCUUGUGGGACCACAGAUAUAUUUGUGCUACAGGAGAGGAAGGGACAAACCUCCACUGACUGAUCUGGGGGUUUUAUAUGAUGGGAAAGAGAGACUCAAACAGGGUUGUGAAAUUAUUCAAGUAACUCCCUAUGGCCGCCCUGCAAAUAUCAGCGGUGGAAGCUCCUCACAAAAAGUAUACAUCACUUACCGAAGAGCCAUGGAGAACAUGACGCAGAAUACUUUGGCUGUGACAGAUAUAUGCAUAAUUGUACCUAGUAAAGGAGAAACCCCGCCACAUACCUUCUGCAAAGUUGACAAGAAUCUGAACAAUAGUAUGUGGGGCACAGCAGUCUACCUGUGUUAUAAAAAGUCUGUGGCGAAAACAAACACCAUAUCAUAUAAAGCUGGUCUAAUAUGCAGAUAUCCAGAAGAUGACUACGAUUCAUUUCCCUUACCAGUAUCAGUCCCUCUCUUUUGCCUCCCAAUGGGUGCCACAAUUGAAUGCUGGCCGUCAAAUAGUAAAUAUCCUCUCCCAGUUUUUUCCACAUUUGUACUUACAGGAGCUUCUGCAGAAAAGGUCUAUGGUGCUGCUAUUCAGUUCUAUGAAACGUAUUCUGAGGAAAAACUCACAGAAAAACAGAAGUCUCAGCUAGGCCUCAUGGAAACGGCGGACAGGAAAUCUGCUGCUUCUAAAACAGUCCAGACAAAUAAAUGCAUCUGUCUUCUUUCCCACUGGCCAUUCUUUGAUGCUUUCAAGAAAUUCCUUACCUUUCUGUAUCGUUACUCUAUAUCCGGUCCACAUGUCUUGCCUAUUGAAAAGCAUAUUUCCCAUUUUAUGCACAAGGUUCCUUUUCCAUCCCCACAGAGGCCAAGAAUUUUAGUCCAAUUAUCACCUCAUGACAGCCUGAUCCUUAGUCAACCCAUUUCGUCACCUCUGCCACUGAGCGGAGGCAAAUUUUCUGCCCUUCUGCAGAACCUUGGGCCUGAGAAUGCCGUAACUCUCCUUGUUUUUGCGGUGACGGAACAUAAGAUCCUUAUCCAUUCUUUGCGGCCUUCGGUCCUUACUAGUGUGACAGAAGCACUUGUCUCGAUGAUCUUUCCCUUCCACUGGCCCUGCCCCUACAUUCCUCUCUGCCCCCUCGCCCUGGCAGAUGUGCUGAGCGCCCCGUGUCCCUUCAUCGUUGGAAUUGAUUCCAGAUACUUUGACCUCUAUGACCCUCCGCCAGAUGUUAGCUGUGUUGACCUAGAUACAAACACCAUCUCGCAACCUGGAGACAAACGAAACCUUGCCUGGAAGAUCUUGCCAAAGAAACCUUGCAAAAAUCUGAUGAACACUUUAAAUAACUUAUAUCAACAGCUAGCAGAACUGCAACAAAGACCCAGAGAUGAUGCGCUGAUGGAGCUGGCCAUGAAUGACUACGAUUUCCAUUCGGGCUCAAAGCUGCAUCUGCUGGAUUUGGAAAUCCAAGAGGCGUUUCUCUAUUUCAUGGCCUCGAUCCUGAAAGGUUACCGGUCCUACCUAAGACCUAUUACACAAGCACCGUCUGAAACAGCGACAGACGCAAGCUCCCUCUUUGAACUUCAAGGGUUCUUAAAAAGCCGCGAUCGUUCGCAUCAGAAGUUUUACACCAUGAUGACCAAGACGCAGAUGUUUAUCCGCUUCAUCGAGGAAUGUUCCUUCGUGAGCGAUAAAGAUGCAAGCCUUGCGUUUUUUGAUGACUGUGUAGACAAAGUUGAUAUGGAUAGGACUGGGGAGACGCGGCUCAUGGAGCUGGAUGAGUCCUACAGGAGUGAGCACACGGUUUUCAUCACUCCCCCUGAGAUCCCUCACCUUCCCAAUGGAGAAGAACUUCCAUCGCAGUACAGUUACAACGGGUUUCCUGUGCUGAGGCAGGAUUUGUUUGAGCGGCCGGCGGGACUCCUGACAAUACAAAACCACAAAUUAUCUUCCAAAGCCAGCAGUCCGAACAGCCCUCUGCCGAUGUUCAGGAGAACAAAACAGGAAAUCAGGUCGGCCCAUAAGAUCGCUAAAAGGUACUCCUCCAUCCCUCAGAUGUGGUCCCGGUGUUUGCUGCGCCACUGUUAUGGCCUGUGGUUUAUCUGCCUCCCAGCCUAUGUCAAAGUCUGUCACUCCAAAGUGAGAGCACUGAGGACAGCCUACGAUGUGCUGCGGAAGAUGCACACUAAAAAGAUUGACCCGCCUGAUGAGGUGUGCUACCGAGUGUUGAUGCAGCUAUGUGGGCAAUAUGGCCAACCUGUGUUAGCCGUGAGGGUCCUUUUCGAAAUGAAAAAAGCUGGAGUUGACCCUAAUGCCAUUACAUACGGUUAUUAUAAUAAGGCUGUUUUGGAAAGCACCUGGCCAUCCAGCAACCGAAGCGGCUAUUUUCUGUGGACGAAGAUAAGAAAUGUCAUCUUAGGUAUAGCACAGUUCAAAAGAGUACUGAGGAAGCAGCCUGCAAACGGCAUCCACAAAAGUCUUUCUGCAGAGCAUUCGGAUCUCUUCUACAAACUCUCCAAAGAAGCUGUUAAGCAAGGGAAAGCAACUGUUCAGAAGAACGGAGAGCAUAAAGAAGAGAAAAAGGAGAGCGACUGCCGCUCAUUAUCUGAGAUAGAGAAUGGGAAAGGAAGUGGCAACUGCCUCCAUGCAUUAAAUUAUCAGAAUUCCAACAGCACUAAGACUGCUUCAAGGAUUGUUCGUAUCAGUGAUACCAUUGGCAAAAUAACAGAUACAACAGGAGAUUUUGGGACAGAAAGCUCUGCUGGAUUGCUGUUCUCUUCCUUUGAAAACACCAAGAAAACUAAAGUUACCAAAGCUUCAUACUUAAGCAAGCAUUUAAAUGCAGCCGACUUAGAACACAAGCGGACGGUUUGGAGGAACAGGAACCGCAACCUGAGUGGAGAUGCCUUGAUAGAACUCAUGAAAAAUCAAAUUAACCAGGAAGUAAAUCCAGAUGAGAUUGUUGAGAAACUCGGAGUAGAUGCUAAGAUCCUUUCCAAAGUGUUUGAGAAGCGCAUCAGGCCCAAGACUCUCCGUAUCAGGCCGUCUUCUUUGGAAACCAUUAAGAGAGGGAACCCGGAGAAAGAAUCCAGCGAUGAGGACAUGCCCUACGAAAACUGUUUUGUGGACAAAAUGGAGUCUCCAGUUAUAUUUGACUUGGAAGAUUUGGAUCACGAACCUGUCUUGGUUAAAACUGUGAAGCCGUCACAUAAAAAACCACAAAGGAUCCAGCGUGCUAUCAGUUUUCCCUUAAAGGCCAUUGAGAAAAUGGGUGUCGAAAGAGGAUUUGAUCCGUUGUCUUUGCUGGCUGCUGAGGUAGAGACGCAGGAAGUGGAGGAAGAGGAGGACAGGAGUUCUUCGACUCCGUCGGCAAGGCGAGAUUUGGCUGAGGAAAUAGAGAUGUAUAUGAACAAUAUGAGCAGCCCCUUAACAAGCCGGGCGCCGAGUGUCGAUCUGCAAAAAGCCUGCAGUGACAAGAACUCUCUGAAAAGGAGCCCGACAUUUGCUCAGCCACGCCGGCGGUCCAGCCUCCCCCCAAACUCCCCCAGGCCCACCGGCCUCAUCAAAUCCAAAAGCUACCAGGCCAAAAAUGAAGACAGGGUAAGGGACAGACUUUGGUCUUCCCCAGUGUUUUCGCCACAUGAUCUGUCAAAGGGACAGUCUCAGGAUGCGGCGGGCACCGUCAUGCUGGCUUCUCCCACCACCUUCAAUUUGGACACUCUCCUGACGCCGACCUUCGACGUCCUGAAGAACAGCAUGUUUACUGCAGGGAAAGGAGUGGCAGAGAAGGCCAGCAAGUGGUACUCAAAGUUUACAACGUAUGCGUCUUCAUCCAAGGACCAAAAUUCGGACCGGGCGAGCAUUUCAUCCCUGGGAGCCCUGGAUUCAGAAUCUACCUCUCUGACCGAUGAAGAUGUCUGCAAUGAUUUCGACAGUAACUCUUCCCUUCAAGAGAAUACCUCCUCUGUGUUGAAAGGGAUGGGUUUGAGCAGGACGAGCCUGGAGAGCUCCGCUUCCAACAAUGGCUCCUCAAAGCGCAGCUCCCUUUCAAAGUUUCCUUUGCCUGACAAGUCGGAGCUGGUGUCGUCUUGCAGCACAAGCAGUACGAGUGUGUUCCAGAAUUAUGCAUUGGAGGUCCUCAUCUCAAGUUGUUCGCGGUGCCGGACCUGCGACUGCCUCGUCCAUGAUGAAGAAAUCAUGGCCGGAUGGACCGCUGACGAUUCCAACCUGAACAGCACCUGCCCUUUCUGCGGGAACUUGUUCUUGCCUUUCCUGAACAUCGAAAUCAGGGACCUUCGGGGGCCCGGAAGGUAUUUCCUGAAGUCCAGUCCCUCAUCAGAGAACAUGCAGCUGCCCUGUUCCAUUUCAAACCAUACAGGAAAGUCUUGCUCCUCUGAUCCCACUUCAGGACUUACAAUAUCCCUAGUUCCUGCUCAUGACAGCUUACACUCAGAUAGCAGCAAUUCCAAACAAUCACCUGCCAGCUGCACCAGGGGCAUUCAGAUCCCUUCCAGAAGGAAACAGAACGCUGUCCGCACUGAACACAUCAGCCACCCUUUGUCCAGGAGCAUCAGCACCUCCAUUCCCAUGGAACCAGAGGAGACGGAGGGCCACAAGAAUGGUCACGUGGUCCCCACAGGGAGCCUGCCCACCUCUUUGCAAGGGACAGCGGACCCCCUGGGGAUAGAGUGGCAUUUCCCCAGCCCAGAGCCUAUCACUGUCCCUUACUUGAGUCCUCUGGUUGUGUGGAAGGAGCUUGAAAGCUUAUUAGAAAAUGAAGGAGACCAUGCGAUUGCGGUGGCAGCCUUUGUGGACCACCAUCCCAUUGUCUUCUGGAACCUAGUGUGGUACUUCCGGCGCCUGGACCUGCCCAGUAACCUUCCAGGGUUAAUCCUGUCCUCGGAGCACUGCAAUAAGAACUCAAAGAUUCCAAGAAACUGCAUUUUGGAGGAUAGCAAAUAUGUUCUCAUCCAGAUGUUGUGGGACAACAUGAAGUUGCACAAAGAUCCAGGGCAACCUCUGUACAUUUUGUGGAAUGCCCAUACUCAAAAGUACCCCAUAGUUCACCUCCUGCAGAAGGAUGACGCUUCUUUUAACCAGGAGCUUUUGAGAAACAUGGUAAAAAGCAUUAAGAUGAAUGACGUCUAUGGACCGAUGAGUCAAAUCCUAGAAAGACUUAGCAGAGUCCCACAAAUGAAGAGGCAAAGGAGCCUUUACAGAGAAAUUUUGUUCCUCUCCCUUGUUGCCCUUGGAAGAGAGAACAUUGAUAUAGAUGCUUUUGACAGAGAAUACAAAAUGGCUUACGACCGCCUGACGGCAAACCAGAUCAAGAGCACCCACAAUUGCGACAGACCUCCUAGCACUGGAGUGAUGGAGUGUCGGAAAAUAUUUGGGGAACCAUACCUUUAAGAGAUAUAAAAGGAAUUCUUUGCAGUGUUCAUAUGUAUAGAAAAAGAACGAGAGAGACUUCAGAAAGACUUUUGCCCUUCUCCAUUCACAUUCAGAUUGUUUUUUAAUCCAAAUUUCCCAGAAUGAUAUUUGAAUGACUCAUAAACAAUGGGCCAAGGAAGGCUCUCUUUACUGGGAUGGUCUCUGCAAACCACUACAUGGAGAUAUUAUCCAAUGGAAGAUGAAGCAAAGAUACGGACCAAAACCAUGCACUAAAAGUUUGCAUGAACAAAAUAAGCUUUUUUCAAAACUGUUUACAGAGAAUGUUUGCGAAGGGAGGAACGUUACAGAGUGCAUACCAGAGUUGUAUAAUAUUUUAAAUUAUUUAUAGUAAGUUCUUAUUUUUUUAACUUUUUAAAUAGCGAAUUAAACGAGCCUGUUGCAUAAGCAAUACCUUUUUCCCUCCUUCAGAAGAAGGUUUAUAGCAAAUUGUUUUUUUCUCCCCCAAGAAAACAAAAAUCCACUCUUUUUUUAAAAAAACAAAACAAAAAUUAAUACAGAAAGAUAACUUUUACUAAACCAGAAUAAGAAUUGUCAAUAUAUUUUCCAAAAGGGAAAAAAAGAAAAAGAGGAAUCUACAUUUGCAAAUUUUAGCUGAAAAGAAUUACAGACUUGUGUAAAAUGGUCAGAAUUAAAGAUGCAUUUGUCACUUUUCAGAAAUCUGGGGUGACAAGUCCUUUGAGGUCUCCUUGACUGGAUCUUCUCAGAAAGGAAUUUGUGAGAAGCACGGCUUUUGAGAGCAAAUAUUAGAAAUCUUCUCUUAGAAAUGAAUUUGUGACCUCUCCUUUGUCCAAAAAAAAUCAAGAAUUUUUAAAAAUCUAAAAUUAUUUAAAGUGUCAAUAAUAUAUUUUUAACUAUUUACAAUAUUUCCCAUUUUACACGUGUUGCUUUUGGUGGAGUAGUGGAGAGGAGAUAAGUCAUCAUUUUGGGUCAUUUAAAAGAAAUAGAAUUAACUUUUUAUUAUUGAUGAAUGUUAAGAAAUUAUGAUCAUGUCUGCUCAAUAUUUUGACUCAAGGGAAUUAAUUUGCUCCAAUUAUUUCAAUUCUCAUGCGUUGAUACUAACAUUUCCAAGCUCUGUCCAGAAGCCACUGCUGUGCAGAUAAUUCCUUAACAAAGAUGAGAAUCUAAAAAGGGACUUUAGGGCCAUCUGUAGGAACUUGGGCCAUUCUCCUUCAAACGGCAAGCCAUUAUUAUUAUUAUUAUUAUUAUUAUUAUUAUUAUUAUUAUUAUUAUUAUUAUUAUUAUUAUUAACCAGAUCAUAUACUGGUUUUUGAAAGCAUUUUCAAAAGCGCUUUGCCAUUCAUUUCAAGGGAUUGACUGCUUGCUGUUCCAGAGGGAUGGCCCUAAAGCAUCAUGCCUUUCUUUAGAUCCCAGCGGGGAAAACCAUUAUUUUUCAUAGGAAUUUUGAGUGUAUGACAGAAGAAGGCCCAUGUCUCUUCCCGAGCUCCAUUUUGUGUUUGCAGUGAUAUAUAUAAAAACCUACAAAUCUAUAUUUUGCCUUUGCUUAGAAAACAAAACAUCUCCAAGUUUUGUCAAAAUAUUUUUGAAAAAACUGUUUUUAAGUGUCAGGGUUGUCUGAACAGAUGAGAGAAUAAGAAAAGUGCACACUCAUGUUGGCUUUAAUAGUAAAGUUAAUGCAAAUGAACAUCUUGAUUUGAGCCAAAGUAUCAAUGUGUUGUCAAAGGCUUUCAUGGCUGGAAUCACUGGUUUGCUGUGAGUAUUCCAGGCUGUAUGGCCAUGUUCCAGAGGCAUUUUCUCCUGACGUUUCGCCCACAUAGAUGGCAGGCAUCCUCAGAGGUUGUGAGGACCUCUGAGGAUGCCUGCUAUAGAUGUGGGUAAAACUUCAGGAGAGAAUGCCUCUGGAACAUGGUAACACAGCCAAAGAAAACUCAUAUCAACUCAGUGUAUCCUAUCAGUUCUAGUUUAGGUACUCUAGAAGGAAGCAUUAUACUAUGUAACCAAAUUUUAAAAAUGUUCUGUUCCUGGUUUGAAAGUGUUACUUCCUGUUUAAUUGAAUGAUCCUUACUUUGAAAGUAGUUGUUCUACUCCAGAAACUUCGUUGUUUUUGUGGCUGCCACAAACUAGGUUGAAUUGGUUGAGACUCUUAUGGUGAGAUCUUCAUUGGAAAACUAUCGCAAAAUGUGUUAUAGCAGGAUAUCUGUCCCACCAAAACAAAGUUUUUGCAGUUUGAUCAACUUUCCCCAUGUUUUCAUGACAGAACCAAUUAAGAAACGACAUUUAUAACCCGGGAACAAAAAUCGUGUUACAUAGUGAUCAUUAUUAGUCAGUGCAAAGUGGAAUUGUUUGCCCAUAAACUCAAUGAAAUCGGUUUCAAAGCCUCCUUAGUUUCCAAAAAUGGUUUAGCUUGUGAUGUGGAAUGCUGUUGGCUGACAUGCUUCUCAAUGUGUGGAAAACACAUUUAUGGAGGUCGAAGGCCAUCAAUAACAUGCUUCAAAUUCAUGCCUUUUCUUUAUCUGGAAGUAAUCCUACCGUCUGGUCUAGACAUUUCAGUUCAGCUUUGUGUCUCAGUAGAGAUCAAAGUGGGAUGUAAUAAUAAUAAUAACAACAACAACAACGAUGAUGAUGUUGGCUCUCCACAUUUUGCAGAUUCAAUUAUUUGCAGAUUUGAUUGGCAAGUCUUCUAGCACAGCCCUAAUGUCUUUUAAUCUGAUAUCUUUGUCUUUUAAUGUAUGUGUUUUAACAACCUCAUAUUUCAUCUGUGUGUUUAAACUAUAUUGUAACCUGCUUUGAGGAGAGAUAGUUAGGAAAUGAAACAUUAUUAUUAUUAUUAUUAAUGUCAAUUUCCAUUGAGAUGUUGGGAUUUUGAGCAACAGUUUCUGGGUAUUUUCAUCACUAAAUCUUUCCAGGUAACUGCUUCUUAGAUGGACCAUUGGUCCAUAAAAUGUAAUAUUUCUUUCACAGCCCUCCAAAGUCGCAGGCAUUAAUCCUUUCCUAAUUCUUUAUCUGAGGAUACUUUAACUGGAGAAAUAAGUAAUCUGACGUGUCAAGAGCUUCCAGUUCAAAGCAGAUAAUCUGGAUUCAAAAACUGGAUUCUUUGUCAAUGUAGAUCCAGCCACAGUUCUGCGCCUCCAUUAUAUGAUGUAUCGUCUGUUUUAUAGUAUCUGUUCAAUACUUUGGGCAAAAAAAGCAUAAUUUCUCACUCAGUUCCAUGUUCAAAAUCCCCUGUAACUUUAGGAUUUUUCGUUUGUACAAAUAUGGCUUUAUUGUGUAUAUGACUUCUGGUAUUUCGAUCGGGAAUACUUGACUCCAAAGAGAGAAAUGGAUAUUCAUUCCAUGUAAAUGUAUAUAUAAAAGAAUCCUAAAGCACGAGGUACAAACUGGUACUUUAUUUCUGGAGAGGAAAAAAAAUAUGAAUUCAUUGGAAUUUCAAAACAGACAUUACAUUCACUUGCAAAAGAGCACUUUCAUAAAGGAACGGCUGUAGAUUUGUACAUAUGUAAUGUUGACAUUUUAUUUACCAACAAAAGGACAUCUGUGUCAGUGUUUAUUUUUGGUUUUGAAUUUGUAGGUCAACUUCAAGGUGUAUAUUUUAAUGUUCACGCAGGGGGGAAAUGCCUUUUUCUCCUCAAAGUUCAUAGAACUUUGGUUCUAUUUAAUAUUUUACAAUGGCUCAAUAAAGAAAAGAAAAGAAA
Anolis carolinensis (green anole) is the source of this 9734-nucleotide messenger RNA. RefSeq names its product DENN domain containing 4A (gene dennd4a). The record is from RefSeq and is a predicted model, not a curated record. Gene Ontology annotation, cellular component: ESCRT I complex; cytoplasmic vesicle. Gene Ontology annotation, molecular function: protein binding. Bases 415 to 6042 code for a protein of 1875 amino acids. The transcript is spliced from 33 exons. Gene Ontology annotation, biological process: regulation of Rab protein signal transduction. NCBI's taxonomy places the organism in Eukaryota, Metazoa, Chordata, Lepidosauria, Squamata, Anolidae.